GGAAGCGCCAGCGCAGUGUACAUCGAAUCUUACCAACAGCUGCGCCCAAAGCGCUACCCGCGAUAUCCCAGACCUGCGUAGAUGUGGAUGGAUUGUCGACUCCUUCUCGUUGGUUAAUCUCGAUGACAUCCUCACUGUCGUUUGCUCUCUGUGGCGAUUUAUGUACUAAAGUGUUUCCUGCGAGUCGUUCUGCAUUCGCGCCCGCUGUAGCGGUGGGAGAGGCAUGGUUCACUGAAGAGCUACGAGGUAUGUUUGCUUUUUGUCUUUUAUACCCGUGCGUCUUAUAUUUUAGUGUUUCAAGCAAAGCCCUCUUUUUACCUCCACGGAUGGUAUCAUAUGAAUCCACAUAGAGCUUCUUUUGAAGUCCGUCAGACACAAACUCCCCUAGGCUUCUUAGAUUGUAAUCCUCCACAAUGCGCUCGAUCCCACAUUUAAGGAGCUGGUUGCAUUUUUCUUGGAUUUCGCCACGGUUGCGCCUAUCAUAGUAGGUUGCCUCAUGUACGGUCUGCGGCAAAGCAGC
This is a messenger RNA of Aspergillus pseudonomiae, 520 nucleotides long. RefSeq lists its product as uncharacterized. Lineage: Eukaryota; Fungi; Ascomycota; Eurotiomycetes; Eurotiales; Aspergillaceae. The coding region runs from base 123 to 350 and encodes 75 amino acids. The transcript has 3 exons. The record is from RefSeq and is a predicted model, not a curated record.